UUGCAAGUAGGUCCUUCCCCAGCCUAUAUCAGUUUUAUCGGAAAGAAGCUAAGAAGGUAGCGACUAGCACAGCAGCGUAGGCGGCGAAGGCAGGGAGAUACGGUCAAGCUGCGUCGGCGAAGGCAGGGAGAGACGAACACUUUAAGCUAGAGACGAACCGUUCAAGCGCGUUUGGGAGACGAAGAAACCAGGGAAACCAGGGCCAGAGAAACCAAAGUCCGACAUUUUCAUCUCUAAUUUCAUGGCAGCGACUCAAUUCAAGGUAGGUGUAUCAUCUCUAAAUUCUUUACUUUUCACCAACUAUGAUCGAACUCUAUGUUAAAGGUAUUAUCCCUAAGUUUGAUUUGCGUUUUUUUAUUGUGAAUUAGUAGUGUGAAUUUGCAUUUUUUCAUUUGUGAUGUAGUUUUCCAUGUAUUGUAUCUUGUGUGGUUAACAACGGUAGAUGAUCUAUUCUUCUGCCACCAGAUAGCAUCCCUCCAAAUCCCCAUACCUUAUGAAAUGGCUCUUCUUGCUGAUGUUUUCCUCAUUGUUUCAUCUAUAUUUGUCUAUUGGCAUUCGUUAUUACUUUUGUGUUAUUUGGGGAUGUGAUCCUGGUUGAGUGAUUGUGAAGGACCAAUGUAUACAAAUUUGCCACUUGUCUACUUGAACAUGUUCUAAAGAUUGCAGAUGUUGUUCAUGAUCAUCUCAACUAUAUCUUUCACUAGGUUUACUACUGUUAAUUGUUGGCUAUGACCCUUUUUUGCUGGAUAAAUGUUCCACAGGGCAAGCGUCUCGGUCAUAUGCUGAAAUGCUGCAUACUGCGGUCAUGAUCAUGUGCUAUCCAUUGAAUCCAGAUGUGAUAAAAAAAACCUUCUUUCUCGAUUCGUAUACCUUAUUUUCUGAAAUGGCUAAACUAAGGGGGGUGUAUUGUAUCCGGAAUUAUCUGCUAUGAUGAAUUUCAUACUACACUCUGAACACUGAAUUACAAAAAGAAAAAUUAGAGAAAUUGAAAUUACCGUACUCAAACGUUGUAGCUUAGCUUGAAAAAAAUUAAACCAUCUACUACAUUCAUCAUACUUACAUACUAUCUGCUACGGAGUACAAAUUAAACGUAAGUAGUUUUAUUUUUCAAAGCUUUUUAAAUGUAUCUGAUACUUUAAUUUUUCAAUAUUUUAAAAGAAGAUCUGAUGCAGUUCUUUAUACUUCAAUAUUUAUAUUUUUCAAUUCUUAUACAAAUAAAAAUAACUUACAAAUUAAACAUUGGGUUGUUUGGGGAAACUGUAUUCAUUGGUAUAUUAUUGAGUUUUACAAAGUAAAUGCUAGAGUGUUUUGUGAAGAAGUACUUUUUGAUAUAUUAUUAGUGAGACGUUAAAGAAAAGUUAAAAAGCUGUUCAAAACAGCACCACUUUUGCAUAUAGUUUUUAGCUUUUAAGUGCUUAAACUUAAGUUGAAUCCAUAGCUAAAAAAAGCUACUGUCUUUUUGUAAAAGUAAUAAGCAGUAUCGCUUCAGAAACAGCUGUAACAAACGCUGCCUUGUAAUUGCUAAGAUAUAACAGAAUCUUUUACACUUCACUUGCUAUGCUAUUUCAUGCUUGCUCAUAAAAUGGGAACCACAAGCUGCUUCAAUUACAUUCCAUAAAUAACUUCAGCUGCUAAAGACUAUCUUUAAACCAACUAAUAAAACAAUCACUCUUGCAAUUCCAGAAUCACCCAAGUCCCUCAAUUCUAGCAGAUGUUGUUCCUUUUGAUCUGAAUUCCAGUUUCACCAUCUUCUGGACUUUUGACAUCUUUAGCCUUUAAAGGGCUUCCGGCUUUGUUCGUUCUUGGAAUUGUUUUGCAUUGGAAUAAUGUGGUUCAUCCAACUAAUUAUGGGAGUUAAAAUGGUAAGUUUGGCUGCACCAUAAGAUUCUUCAAUACCAUGUACUUAUUUGUAUCUGUAUCACCAGACACUACUAGAAAACUGGCUUACAGUGACACUUUUGUAGUGACACUUUCUGAUAUAAUGUCAUCUAGUAACACAAAAGUGUCACCAUUCUCUCACAAAACACAUCAGGCUCACAUAGCGACACUUUUUAUAGAGUAUAGUAGCUAUUCUACUAAUGGGCCGGACUGUAGAGUAAAAUAUUUCAAGGAUUUUUCCGCACUGCCCUCCAGUUUCUUACAUCGGCUCGGCGCUUUCCUUCUUUCUACCAACCCUAACUCCUCGAUCGAUUGUCGGAUUUCUUGGUUCUGCAGCGUGCGACUCCAUCUCCUAAAUCAGAGAGUGCCUCUUGACUUAUCCUCAUGUGUCUUCUUUGUCAAAUUCUAGGUAUGCACAUGAUGUUCUUUAUCUCUUCUGAGUAUUCUCUUUGAACACGUGGAAUCGGAAAACCCAGGGUUCCAUGUGUGAACAGUUGCUGCCCUUUAUGGCUGUCGUGUCUGCGGCGUAAAUCUACCGUAUGGGAUUUACUAGUAGAUAAUGUUAUCUCAUAAGGGUAAUGUUAAUUUUUUUAUACAUGCGGUUAAAAGUAGGUUGUCACGUUGUGAUCUCGUUAGGCAAGAUUAGGUUAGUUUAUAUAUUAUUUAUAAAAGUAAAAAUUGCAUUCUUUUUUCUUUGCAUCCACAGAAUAGAGGUUACCUUUCCAUUUCCAAAUUGAAAAAAACCUAGUUAGGCACCUGUCCUCAACGGGAGAAAUCAAAUGAAAAAGGGAAGGGGAGGUGGCAGGAUGGCUUAUCGUUAUUGCUUAGGCAGAACGGAAGAAUCAGUUCAAUGGAUUUUCAUAAGACCUCACCUUACCUGGAUUUUCACAACAGCAACGUAAGAAUCUCAACCUUUUAUGAGGUUUCCAUUCUUGGACUAUUCAGUAACUUUUUAUGAGGUUUCCUUUCAUGCUUGGCCUGGUUUCUAACUUAAAAAUAGUGUUUCAUGGAGAUCUAUAUGUUGACUUUGUCGAUUGGUUGGUAUAUUUAGAAGUGUUAUAAUUCUUUUAUUCUUUUCAACUACCGGGUGUUUAAUUAUAGACAAUUAAUAGCAAGAAGUAUGGUGUUGAACUGGUUAGCUUUACUCCCCGUCCAACAACUGUGAUAUAUUCUUCCAAGAAUAGGUGGGAUGAAUCUCUGCGGCUUCUCUCAUUGCACGUUAACAAGUAUUCGCGGUAUUUCAAGGGCCAUCACGAAAGGUAAGGAUUUUCUAGUAACAUUUUGUUAUGAUAUAUAAACAUGGGUUGCGUGCUAUUUGGUAACAGUUAUUUAGCUGAAAUGAAACGACUAAACCUGCUGAGUUUCUAAAGGAGAAGCGUUUGGUAACUCUAUCCUGCUUAUAAGCAUAUAAACAUUAUUUUCCUUACUAAACGUAGCGUAGACAUUGUAAUUGAGACUCUACUUGCAGGGUUGUCUUGGUUAGCAUGUGCUCCAGAAAGGAUUGCUUUAUUUCUGGCUCUCUUGAUCGAACUGUUAUGCUUUGGGACCAACGAGCCGAAAAAUGCCAGGUAAAUUGUAGCCAGCGGCGGGUACUCGAUCUUUAAAUCGACACCUCUAUCUGUACCUGCUUUAAUUUUAAUUUGUAGUUUUUAACCUAAUAAUGAGGACAUUUUGAAACCAAAUUCUUUUUUUAGAAUAUUAUACCCUAACCUUAAAUCUAUUUACAGAAUGAGGUAGUAUUUUUUAUUCUUCUCACCUGCUUCAAUCAUUUGAACUCUAUACUGAAACAAGAUUAAGCUAUCUAAUACGAGGAAAGUGUGAAGCAAAGGAUUAGAAUUCAUUGAAGAUCACAAGAUCAUUGUGGCAAGGUUGAUACUCCCUCUGUUUUUAAUUACUUGAUGUUUUAGAUGAAUGUGUAAGCUAGAGCCUAGAAGUAUUUAGUAAGCGAUAAAACGUAAAACUUCAGGGCAGAUGGAUGAUACCUUCCGCCUCUUUUAAGUGUUAGUACAUCUAUGUGCCUGAUUAGUUUUAGUUUUCUAAUAUAAUAUAUGGGCCUGUUGGUUUUUCAUAUUGCGGUGUCAAGGAAAAUUGAUGAAUAAACUUGCACAACCAUUUUUAUGAGGAAGGAUGGUAGAUUGUAUGUUUUAUUAUUUUUUGCAUUUUAAAAUGGAAAACAACUAUAGAUUGAAUUAAUGGCGUGCUUAAAAAUUGCAAAUGGAUAACUUGAAGCUAGCGAAGUGAUUAACCGGGUUUUUUGGCCACCAACUUUCCCUGGGAGUUAAAUUAUGCGUACUUCAGUCUCUUGAGAAAGGGGGUAAUUUUGUAAACCAAUUAUCUAUAUUACGGCGGUGAAAACUUAGUUGGUUUCUAACCGGUUGCUGUUUUCCUAUUAUUAAGGUGCAUUUGAGAUGAGUCCGAUAAUCACUACUUUGCUCCCACAAGACACCAUGCUGGGCAGCCUGGGCUUACUAUUGUGCCCCGCUCCUCUAUUUGUAUGGUCUUGAGCUUGUCCUCCAAUUAGAUAAUAAGGGUUAUUAGGAUGUGCAAAUUGCAAGGUGAAAUACGGUGUCAUUAGGUCCACUUUUUUAAAGUUACCAAAGUUUUAUGUACGAACUCUAUAUUUUCGAAGUACUUGUCGAAGUAUCAUGAUAUUCUCUUGUCUAAUGGUUAUAUGUUUUUUCUUCUCUGUUUGGUGAUCUUAGCUAGGGAAAAGCUAUCAUUGUAGUUGGUUCAUUAAAUAUGUAUGACACGGUAAGUAUUUUGAUCAUGAGAUUAUUUAUUUGGCUUUUGAUGAUGCCCACUUCAUUCUUCAUUUUCACUGGACAUUAGGAGUAUAUAUUGGUAUGAAUUGAAUAAUUGGGGUGAAGGUUAGUUAGUUCUUUCUAGAUCAUUUAUAGAACUCUUUUUAGAAGUAUUUAAAAUGAUCUUAUCUAGCUAGAAAUGUGAAUAGUAAUAAAAUUUUUCACAUUUACUUGUAGGAAUGUACUCCAGAAAUGAUGCAAGUAUCAUGAUAUUCUCUUACUCCCAUCAGGCUAUAUUCAAGCAGAUGUUAAGAAGUACUCUAAAGACGCUGGCGACGCUAGGAAUAAUGAUGUCUAGCGUGUAGCAAAUAAAAAUGUUGUAUUAUUAAAGUGUAGAUUUAUUGCAACUUGUAAUAUACGUAGUUAUUGAUAUUGACACUUUGUAAAAUAAUUUGAGUAAUAAAAACAAUUGUUGAUCUUUUGUUUUGGUUAUUUAUGUAUUUAUAAAAAUCUAUAGUAUAAAUGUAUAAUUAGA
Molecule: messenger RNA, 5154 nt
Organism: Cuscuta epithymum
Lineage: Eukaryota; Viridiplantae; Streptophyta; Magnoliopsida; Solanales; Convolvulaceae
Source: the annotation of a GenBank genome assembly